Trichoderma citrinoviride is the source of this 2775-nucleotide messenger RNA. RefSeq lists its product as hypothetical. Gene Ontology annotation, cellular component: MutLalpha complex. Bases 1 to 2775 code for a protein of 924 amino acids. The record is from RefSeq and is a predicted model, not a curated record. Gene Ontology annotation, molecular function: mismatched DNA binding; ATP hydrolysis activity; ATP-dependent DNA damage sensor activity. Lineage: Eukaryota; Fungi; Ascomycota; Sordariomycetes; Hypocreales; Hypocreaceae. Gene Ontology annotation, biological process: mismatch repair. The transcript has 2 exons.
AUGCCAAUAUCAGCUCUCCCUCAGUCCACCGUGCGCCUUCUCGGCUCCUCAGUCACCAUCAAUACCCCCUGCGACGUUGUCAAAGAGCUUCUCGACAACGCCAUUGACGCCGGAGCUAGCUUUGUUGAGAUCGCAAUCUCGUCGAACUAUCUUGACAUCAUACGAGUUCGGGAUGAUGGCCGCGGAAUCGACGUUGACGACUUCGGCUCUCUUGGCCGGCGUGCUCACACAAGCAAGCUGACGUCCUUUGAAGAGCUUGGAGCGGUAGCCAGAGAGACACUGGGCUUCCGUGGCGAAGCCCUUGCGGCUAUGAAUACUCUCGCCAGUGUCACCGUCACCACACGCACGAUGAACGAUGUUGUGGCAUCUCGCCUGCAACUCAAGGCUGCGGUUGGGGGCGUUGACAACAAACAGCCAGUAUCAGCACCCGUCGGCACAACCGUUCAGGUCGCCAAGCUUUUCGAAAAUCUGCCGCCAAGGAAGCAAUAUUCGCUAAAGAAUAGUGCCAAAUACAUACAAUCUACAAGGGAUCUCCUGAGAGGAUACGCAUUUGCCCGUCCCGAUAUCAGACUAUCAUUCAAGGUACUCGGAGAAGCCACCAGUUGCUGGUCAUACGCUCCGACUUGCGCUGCAGGAGUCAAAGAGGCAGCUCUCCAGAUGUUUGGUGUUGCCUUGGCUAAUAGUUGCAUCCACGUGUCUCGCAAUUCAGGAUGUGAUCAGGAGGCAUCGGCCCAACGCAGUCAACAGACAUCGGAAGAAUUCAUAUUGGAAGCUCUCAUACCAAAACCCAGUUCCGAUAUCCAACAAGUCAGAGGAAAGGGAACUCAUAUAUCCGUUGACUCGAGGCCAAUCUCAUCCAGCUGCGGCCUUGGUAAAAAGGUUACAACUAUUCUCAAGGCAGCCUUGAACCGAGUUGUUGACCCUGGACAAUUGUUUGCCAGCAUAUCCACCCCCUUCAUGCAGCUCAAUAUUCGGUGCCCCCCUUAUAGCUACGAUGCCAAUGUGACGCCGCUGAAGGAUGACGUUCUCUUUGCAAAUGAGAGUACAAUCAUUGCCUGCUUUGAGGGACUGUGCCAAAAGAUAUACCCACAGAAGUCCAUUGAAGCUCCUUUCUCGACCCAGACAGCCGUGGACUGUCGAAGAGAGGCCGGGGCAUUCACAAGAGGUUUGUAUCAGCAUGGAAAGAACCAUAUGCAGCUAGACAAGGCAACUGACCAUGAUAUAGACAGCCAAGCUGCAGACAGUCCCUUAGGCAUUCAUCUCUUACAUACCACGGAGCAGCCGACCGCGCAUCAUGAAACAACCAGCAAAGACCAACCAACCGACCAAGAAACCACGUCUUCUUUGCUGCUUCCGGAAUCUUGCGCGCAGGAUGCGACAUCACUGACGGGAAUGAGGACAUCAAAAACCGUAAACAUGGCUCGUACCAACAGCAACUCUACUGAUGAGGACAGCACUGCCAACUGCCUUGACAUACAAGUGCCCCUCUCACUUAUGACUGCUACCCCUGUUCCUGCCCAACGAGCCGAUGUCAGCUCGCGCAUUCCCAAAAAGUGUGCCUCGGAGAAUAUUGAAAGAUAUCUCCUUUUGCGGCGGAAGAACGACACCUUCCAGAUUGCGACGGACGAAACGGCAACCAAGAAACCUCAACAUUUGUCCACAUCGACUGGAAUCAUCUCUGGUCGUAUGCCUUUACAGCCAUUGACUGAGUCCAUGCUGAAUGCACUGAACAAUCAGGUAGAUUCGGAAUCUGAUACGAUGAGUGCUGCCUCUGAAAUAUCGGAGCCGACUCACAGAGGACAAAGAGAUUGGCCAACACCCCCUUCGUCUGGCAAUAUGCGAAGCGGGAGAGGGUUGAACUCUCCCUUCAGACCUCCAAUGAGGACUUCUCAAAGAAAUAGUCCGACAGGGAAUCAUGCACAGGUGCAUGCGCGGCCACGGAUUAGGGCCCCGGAAAAUGGCAGGGUGAUACCAUUUCGUCUACCUGGGCAAAACCGCAUCCAGCGGCAAGUGGCACAUGAACAUCUGAACCUACGAGUUGGCUCGCGAGCCACCGCCAAUUCCAAUACCGCAGAGACUCGUUCUCAACCACACGCCCAAAGAGGACAUGGUAAUCGGCACAGAGACAAUGCGAACCAAGCUCUGAUGCAGGUCUCUGAACUAGCUUCGCGGCCGGAUACCCGACAACAUGUCUCACAGCUGCGUCCUUCUUUGCAGGGGCCGGGCCCACAAUCCCAGACUUUGCAAACAAGCUUGAUGGAAAGCUUAUCCUUCGGUGUCACAUCACCAAUGCCGGAUACCGCUCAAUAUGGCUUGAAUGCUGGCGACAAUGUCUUACAAACUUGGACGCCUGAUAUUUUCUGUGAUACGCAGCAGGAUAUUGCACCACCUGGCAGGGUGAUUAACAGUACGGAGGACCCAAGACUCUACCUCAUCAAGCGGCGACGCUCACGAGCGAGAUAUGGCAUUGCGAGGCGACUUUCUACACGCCGACUCCCCCUGGAGGUUAUUCCUCAUGAGUUGGCAGUACAAAGUGCUUCGACCUCUCUAAGGGCUUCCUUGAGGAAGGUCAAGUUACUGGCCAGACGAGCGCGUUUGCUGGGAUACGAUGUCGUGCCGGGCAACGGAAUCGAGUUCAAUACUAUGAAGGAAGCUGGCAAGGUGGAACAGGGCCUUCAGCAUGCAGUGGAAGCGUGGAAGCAAACUCAGGACCAGGCUGUUGAUGUGGAAUACACGCUCCGCUCGGCAGCCAAAGGCAAGGGUGUCUGCAUUUGA